This is a messenger RNA of Aphidius gifuensis, 1115 nucleotides long. RefSeq names its product probable dimethyladenosine transferase. The record is from RefSeq and is a predicted model, not a curated record. Gene Ontology annotation, molecular function: rRNA (adenine-N6,N6-)-dimethyltransferase activity. Gene Ontology annotation, cellular component: mitochondrial matrix. The transcript has 5 exons. Gene Ontology annotation, biological process: rRNA methylation. Bases 122 to 1042 code for a protein of 306 amino acids. NCBI's taxonomy places the organism in Eukaryota, Metazoa, Arthropoda, Insecta, Hymenoptera, Braconidae.
AUUACCGAUGAUUAUUUUCGUUAUAUUUUUGUACUCCAAAAUCCACAUGAUCACAUGUAUCAAACUAUCAACAAUACAUCUUGAUUUUCAAUAAUUAACAAGUACAUAAUAAAAUUUAAAAAUGCCGAAAGUUAAAUCAGAAAAAACUAGUCGUGUUCACGACAAAAUUGCUAAACAAGGUAUUAUGUUUAAUAAGGAUUUUGGUCAACAUAUUUUAAAAAAUCCAAUGAUUAUUGAAAGUAUGGUAGAAAAAGCAGCAUUAAGAUCAACUGAUGUUGUAUUAGAAAUUGGACCUGGUACAGGUAAUAUGACAGUUAAAAUGUUGGAAAAAAGUAAAAAAGUUAUUGCAUGUGAAGUUGAUACACGUAUGGUUGCUGAAUUACAAAAACGUGUUCAAGGAACAGCUUUACAAUCAAAAUUACAAAUAAAAGUUGGUGAUGUACUUAAAGCUGAUUUACCAUAUUUUGAUAUUUGUGUUGCUAAUGUACCAUAUCAAAUAUCAUCACCACUUAUGUUUAAAUUACUUUUACAUAGACCUCAAUUUAGAUGUGCUGUUCUUAUGUUUCAAAGAGAAUUUGCUGAACGUUUAGUUGCUAAACCUGGUGAUAAAUGUUAUUGUCGUUUAAGUGUUAAUACACAAUUACUUGCAAGAGUUGAUAUGUUACUUAAAGUUGGUAAAAAUAAUUUUCGUCCACCUCCAAAAGUUGAGAGUAAUGUUGUUAGAGUUGAACCUAAAAUUCCACCACCACCAAUUAAUUAUCCAGAAUGGGAUGGUUUAACACGUAUUGCAUUUGGAAGAAAAAAUAAAACACUUUCAGCAUCAUUUAAACAAACAACAGUUAUGACAAUGUUAGAACAAAAUUAUAAACUUCAUUGUAGUCUUCGAAAUAUACAAGUACCAGAUAAUUUUGAUAUAAAAGAAUUAGUCAAUAAAGUUUUGGAUGAAGCUAAUGCAGCAAAUAAACGUGCUCGAUCAAUGGACAUGGAUGAUUUUAUAAGCUUAUUGCAUGCGUUUAAUUCUCAUGGAAUUCAUUUUACAUAAAUGUAAUUAUAACAAUUUUAUUUGUAAAUUAAAAUGUUUAUUUGAAAAAUAAAAAGAGAUUUUUUUAUACCAC